Molecule: messenger RNA, 411 nt
Organism: Oikopleura dioica
Lineage: Eukaryota; Metazoa; Chordata; Appendicularia; Copelata; Oikopleuridae
Source: the annotation of a GenBank genome assembly
AUGAAAAAACUUUUAUUAUUACUGUUUUGCUUAUCAGAGUGUGCCCGCUGUCCUGGCUCUGAUUUCGAGAAAAUAAGAGUAAAUGGGGUUGAUAAAUGCGUAAAGCCCUUUAUCUACGAUAUUUCGAACCCGAUUUUUAACCGACCAAGAACCUGGUCAGACUCGGAGAAAGAAUGCCAACGAGUUGCUCCAGCAGGAAAAGAUGGCCAUCUUGUGUCAAUUCACAGCGAGGAAGAACUGCAAUCUAUUCGCAAUCUCUUGGGCUCAGCAGAGACAGGCAAACAGUUCUGGAUCGGCUUGAGAAUGAACUGUCCUACUUGCGGCUUCACCUGGUCGGACCACACUCCCGUUGACUUCGAGAUCUGGCGAGAUGGAGAGCCGAACAAUGUCGGCGGUGUUGUUUGGGGAUGA